UCAUCUACUCGAAUCGAGCAGCCUCUACAUCCUUCUAUCCGACCUCGGCGCAGAGCGUCGAUUCCAUUGAAGCCUCUAUCUUGAGUCCGGGCCCUCACAAGGCCGCUUAUAUCAUCUGAUCAAGAAAAUCGACACCGGACAUCGAUGGCAAUACAACACCCCGCCACGACGGGCGUGCCGAAAUCCAUCACCUUGAUCGUGGGGCUCAAAAUCGCCGUAAUGGUCCCAGUUCUCCACCAGGCCCUUAGCGACAGGCUCGAAAUUGUUUCGCAGGAGCCACCUGUUACCUGUCGGAUAUGGCUCAAGAGAUCUCUACAGGAUCUGGAUGACGAGGGGUACAUCAAGCUCACCCAUUCAGUCGACGGGGUUGCUCAGGAGGCGGAUGACGCGGCCGUUGAUAAUAGAGCCAGGGGUAUUAGGUCUGUGGGUACGAGCUACCUGAGUAAGGCUUAGCUUGAUACUGGGCUCCUCUGAAUCUCUUUGCGUGUGUAUGUGUAUAUACUUGUAUAAAGCCGCAUUGAACGUGACUUAUAUCCUGGGGCA
Molecule: messenger RNA, 543 nt
Organism: Aspergillus homomorphus CBS 101889
Lineage: Eukaryota; Fungi; Ascomycota; Eurotiomycetes; Eurotiales; Aspergillaceae
Exons: 1
Coding region: 145-453 (102 amino acids)
Source: RefSeq, a predicted model, not a curated record